Molecule: messenger RNA, 2013 nt
Organism: Penicillium expansum
Lineage: Eukaryota; Fungi; Ascomycota; Eurotiomycetes; Eurotiales; Aspergillaceae
Gene: abr1
Product: multicopper oxidase abr1
Exons: 3
Coding region: 1-2013 (670 amino acids)
Biological process (GO): cellular response to iron ion starvation; reductive iron assimilation
Cellular component (GO): high-affinity iron permease complex
Molecular function (GO): copper ion binding; ferroxidase activity
Source: RefSeq, a predicted model, not a curated record
AUGGCUAAAUUUAGUUUGUUUGCGCUAGCCACCUGGGUGGGCCUAGCUGCAGCCAAGGAUGUCUACCUGAACUGGAACAUCACUUGGGUUAAUGCUUCCCCAGAUGGGUUUGAGCGCCCGGUCAUUGGUAUCAAUGGCCAAUGGCCCUGCCCGCAGAUUGACGUGAACGUGGGCGACCAACUGAUCGUAGAUGUCUACAAUGGUCUUGGAAACGAGUCCACGGCUAUCCACUGGCACGGCAUGCACCAGGUUGGCAGUGGUGUUAUGGAUGGCGCGGUUGGAGUCACCCAGUGCCCACUUCCCCCUGGCUCGCACAUGCAAUAUCACUUCGAUGUCGACCAAGCUGGAACAUACUGGUAUCACUCACACAACGCCGGCCAGUACCCGGAUGGAUUCCGUGGUGCUCUGAUUGUCCACGACCCUAAGCCUCCCUUCCACUAUGAUGAUGAGUUCACACUCACCCUGAGUGACUGGUACCACCGGGAGAUGCCGGAUUUGCUGAGCUCGCCCGAGGUGGCCAGAGGCCAAGAGCCCCUCCCUGACUCGGCAUUGAUCAACGACUCGACCAAUACCAAGAUCAAGGUUCUGCCUAACAAGACGUAUCUUGUUCACAUUAUCUGCGUUGGAAACUGGCCCGGUCAUUUCUGGGUCAUCGAUGGCCACGAGAUGACUGUCGUGGAGGUUGACGGCGUCUAUACCGAUCCCUACCCUGCUGGAGACAAGUUCUUGCGUGUUGCAACUGGCCAGCGUAUGAGUGUCUUGAUCAAGACCAAGGCUGAUGCAAGCCAGAACUUUGCUAUCUGGGAUACUAUGGAUGUUAACAUGAUGUUCAUCUUCGAAAAUCGCACCAUUCCGGAAAACUACAACCCCAAUGCCACCGCGUGGUUGGUGUACGACGAUGCCAAGCCCCUGCCUCCUCCUCCCGUCUUCCAUCACAUAGACUUCCAGGAUGACUUUGUGGAUGAUGUCACUUUGGUACCAGCAGAUCACCAGCCCUUGCUCGAGCCGGUGGACCACCAGAUCAUCCUGGAGACCGGUGGCGCAUUGGUCGACGGUGUUCCUCGCUUCACUGUUAACAACAAGACCUACAUCGGCCCGAAGGUGCCGUCUCUCUACACUGCCAAUACAGUCGGUCCCGAGUUUGCCUCCAACCCCGCCGUAUAUGGCCAAGUAAACCCCUUCGUCGUGAAGCACAACGAGGUCGUCGAAAUCGUGAUCAACAACCACCAUAAUAACCUGCACCCAUGGCACUUGCACGGUCACCAGUUCCAGGUUCUGCAGCGCACCCCAGUCGAUGGCGGCUACUACACCGGCCUCUCGAGCAACGUCUCCAAGACCCCGAUCAGACGUGAUACCAUCAUGGUUCAGAACCACGGCCACACUGUCAUCCGCUUCCGCGCCGAUAACCCCGGUGUCUGGAUGCUUCACUGCCACAUCGAGUGGCACGUUGAGGCUGGUCUGAUGGCCACCAUUAUCGAGGCUCCCGAGACCUUCGCCAAUACGGUGCACGCUCCCCCAAAGAGCCACUACGCAGCCUGCGCCGCGUACCCGCAACCCGUCAGCGGCAAUGCCGCUGGCAAGAACGGUCUUGACUUGAGCGGACUCGACACCAAGGCUACCGCCGGCAGUCACGGAGCUCUGUAUACUGCGACCAAGAGCACCAAGACUGCCGCUGCUGCGCAUCCAGCUCAGCAAUCGUCGCAAGCAGCGGCGCCAAAGCCACAACCCCAGGCUCCACAGCCCGAGUCCCCGCCGGCGGCACCCAGUCCUAAUGACAACCCCGCCAACGUCGCGAGUUACUGGCCAGUUCCUCACACGGGUGAGACAAAUAUCUAUUUUGACAGUCCUGACAAAUCCCAUGACCAUCACAUCACCGUCCACGAGGAGUCCACCAACGGCCCGUGGCCCAACCAAAAUACCCACAGCGGUUAUGUUAUCGAUGGCGACAAGAAAUAUCCCCUCCCAGAAUCUGGUUCUGCUGAUAUUUUGAAGGAGAUCAAGGAUUGGGAAUAA